UCUAGACGACAUACCUGGAUUUUCAACCUAAACGACAGCACACGAUUAACAUAUGUGCAUGCUCUGCCCUUACUGACACACCUACCAACCUUACCUUUACCUCCACAAUCAAAAUGGGUCGUCUGAAUCUUGAAGUGUUCAAGUUCGGCAUGUACGUCAUGUUCCCCAUCGGGGUCAUGUUCUACUUCGGCACGAACCUCGACAACCGCUUCACGGUCAACGACUUCUGGCCCAAGCCCGAGCAAACCAACAAGGUGCCGACCGACAGGGACGAGAUCCGCGCCGAGCUGGAGAGGCUUCGCACUCAGCGCCUCCUGGCCAGGGACAGGAGGUUAGCAGCCGAGGCCGCCGAGGCUAGGCUGAGACCUCACGCUCCAGAGGAGUCACGGACGGAAUGAUGGACUGAAUGGGGGCGAGCUGUUGAGGUAUGAUUAUGGGAGUCAAUUGGGUAAUUUCGGCGUUAAACUGGGAUGGCAUCUCUGCUCGUAUACGCCAAGACUUUUUGGGCUAGGACGACUAAAGCAGGCGUUGUGGUAUUUAUUUCCUUUUCUGUUUUGGGGACAUCAUCGAUUGGCCGCAAGAGGAGAAGUGCUGUGAUAUUGAUCUCCACUCCGGGUCACAUGGAAAACCCAGAUCUAUGUUCUAUUAUACAAAAUUGUAACAUGAUGUACAGAUAUUCGGUCCGCUUUUAAGCAGCUCAUUAGGUGUCCAGAUUUCUGUCCACAUCUGCCCAGUCUUCCUCGGCCUCUUUGCCUGGGUAAGCGUUUAAAUAUAUAGCCUGAACCUCUGGGACCUCUCGAAGGGCGGACAACAGUUCAGCUAACUUUUUUGCUUCACCGACAGAGUUGAUCUCAGCCAUAGUGUCCUCAUUGGGUGUCCACAUUAUGUCGGUGCUCAGCGUUUCGAGGCCAAAUUUGGCACCAACCUCCUUGGCUACGAGAGACACAUUUGCUGGCGGCGUCCAAACGACCACACUCCCAUCCUCGUUGACCUCGAGAUCCUCCGCACCAGCCUCAAUGGCGUCGUCCAUGAUCUGGUCUAUCAGUGCCUCAGCGGCCAUGUCUGACUUCGAAUCAAAGACAACACGCCCGGCCCUACCAAACAAGAACUUGGUUGGCGUGACAGUGACCUUGCGGAGCUUCAAGAUUUUGUGGAUAUCCUGCUGAGAGCGGGCCUUGCUGUCUGUCUCAACCUCCAGCAAAAGGGCAACUGAAGGGGGAAUCAUGGCCUCAACGGUCAUGCUCUCGAGCGCGCCGCCCGAUGCGGAACGGC
This is a messenger RNA of Pyricularia grisea, 1272 nucleotides long. RefSeq lists its product as uncharacterized. The record is from RefSeq and is a predicted model, not a curated record. Bases 114 to 398 code for a protein of 94 amino acids. The transcript has 2 exons. Gene Ontology annotation, biological process: mitochondrial respiratory chain complex IV assembly. Gene Ontology annotation, cellular component: mitochondrion; mitochondrial inner membrane. Lineage: Eukaryota; Fungi; Ascomycota; Sordariomycetes; Magnaporthales; Pyriculariaceae.